AAACAAAGGCAAUGAAAUUCAAGGCAAUUGUCAAGUACUCCUAUGAAGCUAAACAUAAGGAUGAACUUACACAGACUAAAGGAGAUACUAAAAAUAGUCUAGAUAAAGAUUUAAAAGAAAGUGGAUGUUGGAAGGGGGAGUUAAAUGGUCAAAUAUGUGUCUUUCAAGAUAACUAUGUAGAAAUCAUCAAAGAAGAGCCUUAUCCAAAGAUGCCAUCACCACCUACAGAAGAUUCUGAAACCAAACCACAGUCCAAACUACCAGACAAAUUCCCAGCAGAUACAGAACAAUCCAAACCAGGUCCUUUGAAAGAAACAAAGGCAAUGAAAUUCAAGGCAAUUGUCAAGUACUCCUAUGAAGCUAAACAUAAGGAUGAACUUACACAGACUAAAGGAGAUACUAAAAAUAGUCUAGAUAAAGAUUUAGAAGAAAGUGGAUGUUGGAAGGGGGAGUUAAAUGGUCAAAUAUGUGUCUUUCAAGAUAACUAUGUAGAAAUCAUCAAAGAAGAGCCUUAUCCAAAGAUGCCACCACCACCUACAAAAGCCUCUGAAACCAAACCACGGUCCAAACUACCAGACAAAAUCCCAGCAGAUACAGAACAAUCCGAACCAGGACCUGUGAAAGAAACAAAGGCAAUGAAAUUCAAGGCAAUUGUCAAGUACUCCUAUGAAGCUAAACAUAAGGAUGAACUUACACAGACUAAAGGAGAUACUAAAAAUAGUCUAGAUAAAGAUUUAAAAGAAAGUGGAUGUUGGAAGGGGGAGUUAAAUGGUCAAAUAUGUGUCUUUCAAGAUAACUAUGUAGAAAUCAUCAAAGAAGAGCCUUAUCCAAAGAUGUCACCACCACCUACAGAAGAUUCUGAAACCAAACCACAGUCCAAACUAGCAGACAAAAUCCCAGCAGAUACAGAACAAUCCAAACCAGGUCCUUUGAAAGUAUAUGAUAAGGGUUCAUUUUACGGGCGGAUUCUGGGUGGAAAUGGCACGGAAUUUGUCAAGAAAUAUGUAAAUGAGCAGGAAAAAAUUCUGUGCGGAAUUUUGAACCGAAUUUUAGGCACGGAAUAUUUGGCACAUAAUUCUUGGCACGGAAUUCCUGGCACGGAUUCUGGACGGAAAUGGCACAGAAUUUAG
Molecule: messenger RNA, 1130 nt
Organism: Ruditapes philippinarum (Manila clam)
Lineage: Eukaryota; Metazoa; Mollusca; Bivalvia; Venerida; Veneridae
Product: CD2-associated protein-like
Exons: 7
Molecular function (GO): protein binding
Source: RefSeq, a predicted model, not a curated record